Erythranthe guttata (spotted monkey flower) is the source of this 611-nucleotide messenger RNA. The record is from RefSeq and is a predicted model, not a curated record. NCBI's taxonomy places the organism in Eukaryota, Viridiplantae, Streptophyta, Magnoliopsida, Lamiales, Phrymaceae.
UGUGCAUGCGCAGGAUUUGGAAGGAUCGGGCGUUUGGUGGCAAGAGUAGCUCUGCAGAAUGAUGAUGUUGAGCUUGUCGCCGUCAAUGAUCCGUUAUUUACUGCCGAUUACAUGGCAUCUAUGUUGAAAUACGACAGUGUUCGUGGUCAAUGGAAAAAAGACGAGAUUAAGGUUAAGGAUUCCAAGACCCUGCUCUUCGGAAACAAGCCAGUGGCUGUCUUUCGCAUGAAGAACCCAGAGGAAGUCCCAUGGGGCGAGGCUGGAGCCGAAUACGUUAUCGAGUCCACAGGGGACAAGGCUGCAGCCUAUAUUAAGGGAGGUGCGAAGAAGGUUGUAAUUUCUGCACCGAGCAAUAACGCCCCGAUGUUUGUUGUUGGUGUCAACGAGAAGGAAUACAAGUCGGACCUUAAUAUUGUUUCUAAUGCUAGUUGCACUACCAACUGUUUAGCCCCAUUGGCUAAUUGUUCUCUAGCUACUAAGUUUUUCAUUGUUUAUGGCAUACACGAAUCUCAUGAUUUAUUACGUAACAGGUGCUUAUCGACAGGUUUGGAAUUGUGGAGGAGCUGUUGACAACUGUACAAUCUCUCACUGAUAAGUACUCGGUUUUUUUU